AUGUCCUCUCACCCCAAACCUCGGAGAUCCCAAUCCCCCCAGCAUUCACCUCGCGAAAGCAAGCGCCGAAAGCGCAAAACCCUCUCAUGCUACGAUUGUCGUCGGCGCAAACUCAAAUGUGAUCGGGAGUUGCCGGCAUGUACUCGGUGCCGAAACGCCGGGCAAGCGCAUUCCUGCUCCUACGAUGAGCCCGCAGAUGUGCUAAGACAUCCCUCACCGACAUCCACGUGUUAUACGCCUGUGAACCAGGAAGCGGUGGGACAGGUGGCUCGAUUGCCUGCAGCACGUGCCUCGGGGUUAGCUUCGUCUUCAUUAGAGGCGACUCCGAAUGCAGGGACGUGGCAGUUACUUGGGGCGACGUCGAGUGCGACGGGGACGAAUGAACAGCGGCCGGCUAUUCGUUCGGGGGUGGAGAAAAUCGUGCAGGUUGUUCCUCGCAAUGAGCAGGGCGGGGCUGGGGAAACUGAGGUGACGAUUUUCCGGGGCCAGAAUUUCAUGACGCAGUAUUAUGGGAGUAGUAAUCCCAUUAGUCUGAUUUCUCAUUUCCAGGAACUGCGCACGUUUAUGAAAGAGACGAUCAUGCAGCGGACUUCACUGCCGACUCUUCAGCGCGAAUUGAAAGCAUUGCAGGCGAAGUGGAAAACGGCUCGGACUGAAUUAGUGCCGAAAUCCGAGUGGGAGCUUUUUGGGCUUCUUCCGGAUCAGGCCACGAUUGAUGAGCAUGUUAGGGUAUAUUUCGAGACGUUUGAGUCGUUGUAUCGCAUACUGCAUUACCCGAGCUUUGCAAAAGAGUAUGAGACGUUUCGCGAGGAUUGGAGGACUGCGAAGCCGGCGUUUGUGGUGCUGUUGUUGCUGAUUAUGGCGUCGGUGAGUUGUAUCUCUGACGAUGGGCAGACGCAAUAUAUUGGGGAGAGCUCAAUGGGUCGAGAGCGUGCGGCAUUGUGGAUCGAGGCUUCCGAAUGGUGGCUGUCUUGUCAGAGCCAGAAGCAUGUGUAUUUGGCUAUAUGGCAGAUUCGAUGUCUGUUGGUGUUGGCCAAACAGGUGAAUGCCGUGAAGAAGAAGCAGGCGUGGACUGGGGCAGGGACGCUGGUUCGAACGGCCAUGUCGGCUGGAUUCCAUCGUGAUCCCAAGAUGUUGGGGGAAAGAGUUUCUGCGUUUGAUCAGGAGAUGCGACAACGGUUAUGGGCUACGAUGCUGGAAUUGGAACUCCAGGCUUCGACAGAGCGGGGCAUGCCUUCUUCAAUGACGGGCAUCACGUCCGACAGCAGCACGCCGCUUAAUAUUGACGACGAGGAAUUGUUGGUGGAGGGGGUGUUACUGCCCGAGUCGAAGCCGUGGGGAAAGUACACCAAGUGCUCGUUUCUACACAUUUCAGCAGCUACGUUCUCGCUUCGGACUUCCAUCAACUCAAAGGUUAAUGACAUCGGAUCUCGAUGGACAUAUGAUGAUGUUAUGGAUGAAGAAGAAAAGAUCACGAAUGAGCUCCGGAGACUCCCAAAAUGGGAUGAUCACGGAUCCUCUGAAAUGGCUAGAACUCUCCUCGAAAUCCAGCUGCGUCAUUGCCUGAUCAUGUUUCAUGCACCGUUUGCGAGGCAAACUGAUAGUAAUCCACGUCACACAUUGUCGAAGAUGGUGUGUUUCAAUGCCGCCUGUGAGAUCAUUGAGAGGCACUAUCAGCUGAGCAAAUCGGGCAAUCAUGCCCUUCUUCUUCUGCGGGUUGAUCACUUUAGGGCAGCGUUGAUGAUUUGCCAUAAUUUAUAUAUCUCAGCUACGAUUCAGAACAACCUCCUCGGUUCCAACAGUAACACCCUUCUUCAAUACGUCAACAGCGCCCUUGACCUGCUCUCCCAGAGAAUAACACGCCUUGGUACAGGCUACACCCACUACUGGUACAUCUCCGCAGCGUAUACCUUCCUUCAAUUGGUUCUUUCCCCCACAGACCAAUCUGGACGGAAAGAGGAAGCCAUCGAGCGAGUGGUCAGGCAAUACCACCGGAUCCUAGCACACCAGGAAGAUUUACACAAGGCGAAGGAAGUUCUAUUUCCCUUGCGUUUAGAUCAGAUGGCGGCACCAGAUGACUGGGGACAAACGGCGACUGACAUGGCAAAUGCGUCGUUUAUCGAUCCAAAUAUAAGUCAGGAUGGCUUUGAAAACCCUGAGUUAUCCUUGGGAGAGUUUUUCUUUGGCAACCCAUCCGCAUGGACGUUCGAUAACCUGUGGUCGCUUGAAUAG
This is a messenger RNA of Aspergillus sclerotioniger CBS 115572, 2232 nucleotides long. RefSeq lists its product as uncharacterized. Gene Ontology annotation, biological process: DNA-templated transcription; regulation of transcription by RNA polymerase II. NCBI's taxonomy places the organism in Eukaryota, Fungi, Ascomycota, Eurotiomycetes, Eurotiales, Aspergillaceae. Gene Ontology annotation, cellular component: nucleus. Gene Ontology annotation, molecular function: zinc ion binding; RNA polymerase II cis-regulatory region sequence-specific DNA binding; DNA-binding transcription activator activity, RNA polymerase II-specific. Bases 1 to 2232 code for a protein of 743 amino acids. The transcript has 5 exons. The record is from RefSeq and is a predicted model, not a curated record.